AAUUUCGGAUUUCUCAUACAACAUUGUUCUCAGCGUUUUUUCGGAGGAAACCCUGUAAAAAACAUUUCUAGGGUUAAACCUACUGAUUUUACUAAUUUUUCUGUAAUUUCCUCGGUUGAAUGUAAUAUUAAAUUGGUUUAAUAGUUUUUUCUGUUGUAAAUCGAGUUUUAAGAAACUGCAAAUGCUUUAUUUCGUGAAUUUUCUGUGUUGUAAAUCUAGAUUCAUGGUUGAGUGUUUUGAGUCUUGACAUCAAGUUCUCUGAUUAUUUUUACUCAGUUCCCUGAUUAUUUCCUGAUUUUUCUGUGCUUGUAAAUCUGGAUUCAUGGUUGAUUGUAUAUGUGCGAGUGAAAUUCUAUAUAUUUUUACUAAUUAUUUGGUGGUUAAUUGGAUUACUUUAGUCUUGGAAUAGAAUUUGAUGCAAAUGUGAGUACGAGCCAAAAGCUGAAAACAUAUAACCUGACCUUUUUUAAUGCAUAGUUCUGAAACUCCUAUUUAUUUCAAGUGUUGGUUCACUUGUUGAGGAGUCUGAACUUUGUUAGUCUUUUACAAUGGCUUUGUCAUCUUAUAUAAGUUAGAACAAAAUCAUUUUAAGUAAAAUAGUCAGAAAAUAGUCAGAGGCAUUGAGUUUAACAGCUAUAAUUUUUUGUUGGCUUUCGUUUACUUUGUGAGGAACAUCUCGCUAGACCAGUUCUCAGAAUAAUGACACGGCCCCUGAAAUCUUUUAGAUCAAAGGUUUCUAGAGAGAAUAUUUUUGGAAUUACUGCUGCAGAAGCACCAGAAAGCUUCAAAAUCUCGACAACAAAAACACCAGAAAGCUCUGAAGGUUGAAGCCAAACACAAAUGAACGCAGCUAUAAAAAGCUGCAGACCCCUAAAGAACUGAAAUGGAACCCCGGGCUUAAAGAGAGAAGUUAAUGACGAGAACUCCAAAAAUAAUAGCCCAUAAGAAACCAGAUUGAAAGUGGCUUUGUGAAGAAACCAUUUCGAAGAAUGGCGGUUUCUCGACUCAGAGAAGCUGGUCUGCCAUUAAUGAAUCUUUUGAAGCUCAGGGGAAAACCCAUUUUGGAGCAACUCCAACUGGAGGAAAGGCUUCUUCGUACAUCUUCAGACAAUUGGUGCAUCAUCAAUGAUGGCACAAACACACCCACCAUCGUGAUGGGCAUAUCAGGGAAGCCAUCACAGCUUAUUGAAAUUGAACCAGUGAUACGUGAUCGCAUACAUGUAAUAAGGAGGUUUUCAGGGGGGGGAACUGUAAUUGUUGAUAAAGGAACAGUUUUUGUGACUUUUAUAUGCGACAAGGAUGCAAUACCAGGCUUACAACCAUAUCCUCAUCCUAUCAUGUCAUGGACUGGUCAACUAUACUCCACUGUGUUUCAAGGGAUUCCUGAUUUUCAGCUCCGUGAAAAUGAUUAUGCAUUUGGUAAUCGUAAGUUUGGUGGCAAUGCUCAAUCUAUAACAAAAGGGCGAUGGAUCCAUCACACUUCAUUUUUGUGGGAGUAUGACAUCAAGAACAUGGAGUAUCUAAAACUACCAGUCAAGGCCCCAAAAUAUCGUUCAGAGAGGCACCAUGGUGAAUUUCUUUGUCAAUUGAAGGACUUUCCAAUAUUAAGAUCAGAUUUUAUUGAGAAAGCAGUUUCUUCCAUUGGAAGCUAUUUCUCAGUGGAACCCGUGGAGUUGAAAGAGAUUUUGGCUUCAUCGGAUGCAGUUUACCCCCAUACAACCAAACUCCUUGCAUUAAAUGAAUUGCAGGCAUUUUUUCCUGAGGUAACUUAGUUUCUUUUUUCUUGUAGGUGUGGUAAUUUUCAGGUCAAUCAUCCCCAUUUUCAUCUUUCUCAAGUAUUGAACUGUACAAUUGAGUUAUGCAUAAGGAAAUAGUACCAUUAAAAUUAUUUGUUUUCCCAUUAUAUUUAUGGGUUUGAAUCUCUUGUUCAUGUAUUCCAAAACGAUGAAAAGAUAUUAAAUUUUUUUAUAG
Amborella trichopoda is the source of this 1971-nucleotide messenger RNA. The record is from RefSeq and is a predicted model, not a curated record. NCBI's taxonomy places the organism in Eukaryota, Viridiplantae, Streptophyta, Magnoliopsida, Amborellales, Amborellaceae.